AUGUCGUACUACUUCACCAUUGUCGGCACGCGCGACAAUCCGUUGUUUGAACUGGAGUUCGGCACCUCUAAAGGCGGCGGAGACGGAGUCGCGCGGUUUCGAGACGAAGCACGGCAUUACAAUCAAUUCAUCGUGCACGCCGCUCUGGACAUGGUGGAAGAGGUGCAGUGGACUAAUAAAGACCUCUAUCUGAAGAGAGUAGACACCUACCAGAACAACUACAUCCACUGCCUGCUCACUGGCGGCAACGUCAAAUUCAUGCUCCUCAUGAAUCCGGACCCAGCGACGACACCCUACUCGACAUAUCAGACCUCGCCGCCAUCACGUGCGGCAUCGGCUCGACAGAGCUUACUCUUAGCUAGCAAUCCUAACAGUCAGCAGACUGAGGAGGCUGUGAGGCAAUUCAUGAUGGAAGUCUAUGAGAACUGGAUCAAAUGUUCGAUGAGCCCGUUCUACCAAGUCAAUCAGCCGGUCACGAGCCCCAUCUUUCGCGCGAGAGUUGCCACUGCGGCGAAGAAAUAUCUGUGA
Neohortaea acidophila is the source of this 528-nucleotide messenger RNA. RefSeq names its product Sedlin. The transcript has 3 exons. The coding region runs from base 1 to 528 and encodes 175 amino acids. Lineage: Eukaryota; Fungi; Ascomycota; Dothideomycetes; Mycosphaerellales; Teratosphaeriaceae. The record is from RefSeq and is a predicted model, not a curated record. Gene Ontology annotation, cellular component: TRAPP complex; nucleus; cytoplasm. Gene Ontology annotation, biological process: endoplasmic reticulum to Golgi vesicle-mediated transport.